Molecule: messenger RNA, 756 nt
Organism: Closterium sp. NIES-67
Lineage: Eukaryota; Viridiplantae; Streptophyta; Zygnematophyceae; Desmidiales; Closteriaceae
Source: the annotation of a GenBank genome assembly
GCCACGCUGUGACACUGUCGAGCGGGAGCACUACAAGUUCAUCUAACUCGUCGGAAGUUUCUCAUCAGUGAUGCCUCGGUGCAAGGCGGCAUCGCUGGCUGGCGCCCGAGCCGCCAGCAGCAGCGCCAUUCUCCUCGUGCUGCUGGCCUCGGCUCUGCUCAGCUUCCCCACCGCAACGAUCGGCGCGAAGCGCGGAAUCGCCGUUCGCUCGCAGGGAGUGCAGGAAUCGGCGCGCUCCAUAGCGCGGACGAUCUGGAAGUCUGGUAGCAGCCUUCUCCGCGGCGGGAGCUCCAGCUCCGGCGGAACUACUCCCGCUCGAACCACGGGUAGCGCCGCCGCAUCGGCUGGGAGCAGCUCUGGCUGCGCGUCGUCGUCGCUUGAUGGAUUCAACUCGUCCGUCGCCAUGGGCUCGAGGUUGACUUCUCUUGCUCCUCUGCCUCGUCCGGAGGGGGAGGGGGUGGCGGCAGUGGUGGCGGCACAGGCGGCGGCACGGGCGGCGGCAAUGGUGGUGGCGGCGCUGGUGGUGGGAAUGGUGGUGGUGGAAGAGGGGGAGGAGGAGGAGGAGGAGGAGGAGGAGGAGGAGGAGGAGGAGGAGGAGGAGGAGGAGGAGGAGGAGGAGGAGGAGGAGGAGGAGGAGGAGGAGGAGGAGGGAGAGGAGGGGAUGGUGUGGCUGGGGGCUGUAACAUGAUAUUUUUAGGAGCACUAAGGGCUGCUGGGUAUGCUAGCAGUAGUGCAGUGAGUGUGGAGUGACGUGGU